This is a messenger RNA of Lepus europaeus (European hare), 1848 nucleotides long. It is a transcript of the gene SIRT4, whose product is annotated as sirtuin 4. Lineage: Eukaryota; Metazoa; Chordata; Mammalia; Lagomorpha; Leporidae. The transcript has 5 exons. The record is from RefSeq and is a predicted model, not a curated record. The coding region runs from base 328 to 1323 and encodes 331 amino acids. Gene Ontology annotation, molecular function: NAD+ binding; NAD-dependent protein lysine deacetylase activity.
UCACAGUGACGGUGAGUAACUCCCCUCGCGCCCGCGGACGCGGGACGCCGCCGCUCGAGCAGCUCUGUUUCAGUCCCGUACGCCUAAGCCGUUUCUCGUUGUUGGACCCCCGGCCACGACGCGGAGUCGGUCUGAAAGGGGAGACAAAUAUCCAACGCUACCUCAGGCGUGAGCCGCGCCUCAGGAACCAAGGUUCAGACUCUUACCAGGAAGGGUCGACAGGGGGCGCUGCUACACGAGCGAGUCCCUCAGCGGCGAGGCCCAGAGGAUUGUGGGGCUUGUAGUUUUUCUCGCGUCACUUCAGCCUGGCGGACUACACUUCCCAGAAUGCACCCUCUAGCCAGGCCGUCCCGCUGUCCGAAGAGAAGCUGUGGAAGGAUGCGGAUGAACUGUGGGUUGACUUUCAGGUCAGGAAAAGGCCAUUGGAUCCCCAACCUCAGCCGGCAGUGCUCACAUGGAUCCGUUGAGUUAUUUGUGCCACCAAGUCCUCCUCUGGAUCCUGAAAAGGUCAAAGAAUUACAGCGCUUCAUCACUCUUUCCAAGAGAGUCCUUGUGAUGACUGGGGCAGGAAUCUCCACCGAGUCGGGGAUUCCAGACUACAGGUCAGAGAAGGUGGGACUUUAUGCACGCACUGACCGGAGGCCUAUCCAGCAUAGUGACUUUGUACGGAGUGCUCCCAUCCGCCAGCGGUACUGGGCGAGAAACUUUGUGGGCUGGCCUCAGUUUUCCUCCCACCAGCCGAACCCUGCACACUGGGCUCUGAACAAGUGGGAGAAACUUGGAAAGCUGCACUGGUUGGUGACCCAAAACGUGGAUGCCUUGCACACCAAGGCAGGGAGUCAGCGCCUGACUGAGCUCCAUGGAUGCAUGCACAGGGUCCUCUGCUUGGAUUGUGGUGAGCAGACUCCCCGGGGGCUGCUGCAGGAGCGCUUCAAAGCCCUGAAUCGCCACUGGAAUGCUGAGGUCCAUGGCCUGGCUCCUGACGGUGAUGUCUUUCUCUCGGAGGAGCAGGUGCAAAGCUUCCAGGUCCCAGCCUGCAUCCGAUGUGGAGGCCCUCUGAAACCAGAUGUUGUUUUCUUCGGGGACACAGUAAACCCUGACAAAGUUGAUUUUGUGCACAGACGUGUAAAAGAGGCUGACGCCCUCUUGGUGGUGGGAUCAUCCUUGCAGGUGUACUCUGGUUACAGGUUUGUCCUCACAGCCCGAGACAAGAAACUGCCAAUUGCAAUAUUGAACAUUGGGCCCACACGGUCAGAUGACUUGGCAUGUCUGAAGCUGAAUGCUCGUUGUGGACAGUUGCUGCCUUUAAUAGACCCACACUGACCACAGCCUGAUGUUCCUGAUCCAGAAACUGGGCCUUUCAACUUGAAUCUGCUGCCAAAGAUCCCUAAGAAUUCAUCCCCUUUUCCUCCAACUAAUUGAAGCUCACUGACUGCAGGCUGUAGAGGGCAGCAAACCAACAUCUCUGCCAGCCCAUCCUAAACCAGGAGGGUUUCAGAGGCAGGAAGGUAUUCUGCACGCUGAUGAGAUCCAAGAAGCAGCUGCUCUUGAUGGAAAAAUACAUUCACUCCCUUGUCAUGCUGUCUGGUGGAAGAAACAGCCUGGAAAGUGUGCAGGCCCGACUAGUCUCUAGAGUGCUAACCCAGGGUUCUCACUGAUUUAGAGGGUUAAGGCCCAAGGACUUGACUUAAUGUAAAAUUCCAAAUGGUUAAGUGGCUUUAACUGAACCAUUUUGAUAUAUAUUUUUUUUUUUGAAAAGAUGAGCGAUGGCUUCAAAGAAUGUUUUACUAGCCAAUGAAUAAAGGAAUUAUUUUUAAAUCACACACUAGUGGCUGUAUGUUUAUAUAU